UAGGAGUCCAGCGGCUCCAGGGCCAGCAGCGAUUGGAAUUUCAAAUGCCUUGGGAAGAGGAAUUAGAAGUUUUAAAGCAGGAUAAAGCUGCCAGAGUCAUUCAACAGGCCUGGAAAAGUUUUCUUAAUGUUGCUAUAUUUCAACACUUUAAAAGUCUGAUUGAUUUAAGAAGACAAGGAGAACCACGUCAGAUUGUGAAAUAUAUUAAUCCCAAAGAGGAUCAUAGUGGCUGGUAUCGUCGUAUAGAAAACAAUGGCUGGAGGCCAGUUUCUGAUACAUUUUGGCUAUCUACUGACAGUAUAGUGGUAGAAGACAAAAAGGAAAGUGAAUUCCAUUUCUCUAAACUGAAGAGAAGGCAAGACUUGGAAAAGAAAAGAAAACUUAGGAAAAUAGAGUGGAUGAGGCAAAUGUACUACUCAGGAAGUCUGGAGGCUAAGUCAACACAUCGUGAAACUCUAGGACUAAUUCACACUGCAACAAAGGGGCUGAUUAGAGCUUUUGAAGAUGGUGGGAUAGAUUCUGUGAUGGAAUGGGAAGUGGAUGAAGUGCUGAACUGGACAAACACACUGAACUUUGAUGAGUACAUUGCCAGCUGGAAGGAAAUUGCUACAAGCAACUCUUCGGCUAAUUUCAAAGGAUUCAGGUUUGAUGAAGCACAGAAAAACAUAUAUGACUAUGGAGGAGAUAUAUCAAAAAUGCAAAUGGGAACACCAGAUCAUACUUACUGUGAAAAUGUUUAUCAAGAACCAAAUGUAACUAGAUUAACGCCUGAUUCUACUUAUGGACUAUAAAGUACUUUAUUUCUAUUC
This is a messenger RNA of Mandrillus leucophaeus (drill), 809 nucleotides long. It is a transcript of the gene CUNH11orf65, whose product is annotated as chromosome unknown open reading frame, human C11orf65. The record is from RefSeq and is a predicted model, not a curated record. The transcript is spliced from 8 exons. The coding region runs from base 45 to 791 and encodes 248 amino acids. Lineage: Eukaryota; Metazoa; Chordata; Mammalia; Primates; Cercopithecidae.